CGAGAGUGCCGAACUGCUGAGUAGCGCCAAGUAGCGCGAAGCAGCGGCGCAGCGCGAAGCGAGCAUUGGAACGCGGACGACUUGGUGUAAACGCGAAGGUGUGAAGUAUACGUUGACGAGUACCUCGUCUCUCGCGUGUGGCUUACUGCCGGUGCGAGCAAAUCGGUCGGCACGAUCGCGUACCGCCGACGCGCGUCCAGCGAGACGGUUGCCCUGCGCGCCUGUGAUAUGCCAAUAAUUAGUGUUUACGGUCCCGCGAAUGGAGGUCCUGCGGUCUUAGAGACAACCGACGCCAAGCAGCAAGCGACGCACUCCUGGACGCCGAAGCGCGAUCACUGAAGAUAUUUAAAAGUACCUUGUAUCAAAAUGAAUACAGCCAUGGAAAAUGGGGCUGGCAACGGGAAGCCAGCUACCAAGCAGAAAACCAUUGAAGGUAUCUAUCAAAAGAAAUCACAGUUGGAACACAUUCUGCUGCGUCCAGAUACCUACAUCGGAUCUGUAGAGCCACUAACAGAAAUGAUGUGGGUCUUUGACAAAGAGAAGGAAAUGAUGGUACAGAAGGAAAUAAGAUACGUUCCUGGAUUAUAUAAGAUUUUUGAUGAGAUCCUGGUAAAUGCUGCCGAUAAUAAACAACGUGAUUCUAAGAUGGAUAUGAUCAAGAUUGACAUUGACUCGGAAAAUAACACCAUUUCUGUAUGGAACAACGGCAAAGGCAUUCCUGUAGUGAUACACAAAGACGAGAACAUGUAUGUACCUACCAUGAUAUUUGGCCACCUUCUGACAUCAUCAAAUUAUGAUGACGAAGAAGAGAAAGUGACCGGUGGUAGGAAUGGUUACGGUGCCAAGCUAUGUAACAUUUUUAGUCAUCGUUUUACUGUCGAGACUGCAACAAAGGAAUACAAGAAAUGCUUAAAACAAACGUGGGGCAAUAAUAUGGGAAAAGCUAGCGAGCCUAGAAUUAAGGACUAUUACGGAGAGGAUUUCACAAAAGUCACAUUUUCGCCGGACUUGACAAAGUUCAAGAUGCAAUCUCUCGAUGACGAUAUUGUAUCACUAAUGUCUCGAAGAGCAUAUGAUGUAGCUGCCUCCUCGAAGGGCGUCAAGGUUUAUCUGAAUGGGAGCCGUAUACCAGUAAAGAAUUUUAAAGAUUAUGUUGAUUUUUACAUCAAAGGAAAAGAAGACGAUGUCGGUAACCCACUGAAAGUUGUGUAUGAGAAUUGUGGUCCACGCUGGGAAGUGGCUCUUACUUUAUCUGAUAAAGGAUUUCAACAAAUGUCCUUUGUAAAUAGUAUCGCAACAACAAAGGGUGGUAGACACAUUGAUCAUGUGACAGACAUGAUAGUCAAGCAAUUGAUUGAAACGUUAAAGAAGAAGAAUAAAGCUGGUGUUGCCAUUAAGCCGUUUCAAAUCAAGAAUCACUUGUGGAUCUUCGUUAACUGUCUCAUCAACAAUCCCACCUUUGACUCGCAAACUAAGGAGAAUAUGACUCUGCAGCCAAAGAGCUUUGGCUCUAAAUGCACACUAACUGAUAAGUUUAUCACCUCAAUCGCCAAAAUUGGUGUUGUGGAAGCAGUGUUAUCCUGGGCGAAGUUUAAAGCUGACAGUCAGCUUGAAAAAUUAGGUCCCAAAUCGAAGCAAAGAAAACUUCACGGUAUACCCAAGUUAGAGGAUGCCAAUGAUGCAGGAACUGCAAAAUCACUGGAAUGCACACUCAUAUUGACUGAGGGAGACUCAGCCAAAACAAUGGCUGUGUCCGGUAUCGCUUCCAUAGGCAGAGAUAAAUAUGGCAUAUUUCCAUUGAGAGGUAAAAUGUUAAACGUACGGGAGGCUACCCAUAAGCAGAUUUUGGAAAACGCCGAAAUCAACAAUUUGAUAAAAAUUCUUGGUCUUCAAUAUAAAAAGAAAUACGAAACUCGAGACGAUUUGAAAACGUUGCGCUAUGGAAAAAUGAUGAUCAUGACUGAUCAAGAUCAGGAUGGUUCACAUAUCAAAGGUCUGUUGAUCAAUUUUAUCCAUCAUAACUGGCCGUCAUUAUUAAAGUUGAACUUCAUUGAAGAAUUUAUUACACCUAUCGUGAAGGCCACUAAGGGCAAUCAAGUUUUGUCUUUCUUCUCUCUGCCGGAAUUUGAAGAUUGGAAGAAGGAAACAGAAAACUUUCACACGUAUAAAAUCAAAUACUACAAAGGUUUGGGUACUUCGACCGCCAAGGAGGCGAAGGAGUACUUCGAAAACAUGGCCAGACACAGAAUACGCUUCCAAUACCAGGGCGAUCAGGAUGAUCAGAACAUCAUCAUGGCGUUUAGCAAGAAAUGUGUCGACCAACGUAAAGAUUGGUUAAUGAACCACAUGAAUGAAACAAAGAGGCGAAAGGAGAUUGGCCUAGGCGAGCGUUAUCUCUAUGAGAAGAACACGCACACUGUAACUUUCUCAGACUUCAUCAACGUCGAACUGGUACUGUACAGCAAUUAUGAUAAUGUAAGAUCCAUUCCAAACAUGAUGGACGGCUUUAAGCCGGGUCAGAGAAAAGUAUUGUUCACCUGUUUGAAACGCAAUGACAAACGUGAGGUGAAAGUCGCGCAAUUAGCGGGAUCGGUCGCCGAACAUUCGGCUUAUCAUCAUGGUGAGACAUCCCUAAUGGCGACCAUAAUUAAUCUCGCGCAGAAUUUUGUGGGCAGCAACAACAUUAAUCUGCUGCAACCCAUUGGUCAAUUCGGUACAAGACUUGCUGGCGGAAAGGAUGCUGCUAGUCCGAGAUAUAUUUUCACAAUGCUCAGUCCUUUGGCAAGGUAUAUAUUCCAUAAACAUGAUGAUCCUCUACUGAAACACGAGUACGACGACAAUCAAAGAAUCGAACCUGUCUAUUACAUACCUGUGAUUCCUAUGAUAUUAGUAAACGGUGCUGAUGGUAUCGGUACUGGAUGGAUGACGAAAAUACCAAACUAUAAUCCUCGAGAGAUAAUCGAGAAUAUACAUAGGAUGAUGGAUGGUGCGGACCCAAAACCAAUGAUACCGUAUUAUAAAAAUUUCAAAGGCGUCGUAGAAAGCUGCGGGGAUUACCGUUAUGUUAUAAGCGGAGAAAUAUCAAUAAUUGGACCUGAUAAGGUGGAGAUCACUGAACUUCCUAUUGGUACGUGGACGCAAGCUUACAAGGAAACUGUGCUAGAACCUAUGUUACAUGGAACUGAUAAAACUCCAGCUAUCAUUACGGAUUACAAAGAGUACAACACAGAUACUGCGGUACACUUCAUAGUAAUGAUGAACCGUGACAAAUUAGUGGAGUUAGAAAAAGAUGGUCUUCACAAAGUAUUUAAACUUCAGACAACUACGAGUAUAACAUCUAUGUGUGCAUUUGAUGAGAAUCAAUGCUUGAACAAGUACGACAGUGUAGUACAGAUAUUGAAAGUAUUUUAUAAAGUACGAUUGGAGGCAUAUCACAAGAGGAAAAAUUACCUGGAAGGAGCUUUGCAAGCGGAAGCGGAGAAGUUGACAAAUCAGGCGCGCUUCAUCCUCGAAAAAUGCGACGGCACUCUAGUGAUAGAGAACAAGAAAAAGAAGGAUAUGAUUGCGGAAUUAGUCAGAAGCAAAUAUGAUUCGGAUCCGUUGGUAGCUUGGAAACUAUCGCAGGAUAGAGAGCAAGUACUGGAGGAUCAAGAAGAAGCUGUAGAAAACGAUGAAGAGGCUGCUCCAACCGCAAACGCGAUAGAGAAGGAAAACUUCGAUUACCUUCUCGGAAUGACGAUGUGGAGCUUGACGAAGGAAAAGAAGGAUGAUUUGUUGCGUCAGCGGGACGAGAAGAUAGCGGAGCUGAAGAGAUUGCAAGCUCGCACGCCGAUGUCUUUAUGGAAGGAGGAUCUGGACAAUCUGUUAGCCGAAUUAAAUAAACUCGAAGAAAAGGAGCAGAAGGAACAGAAAAAAACGAAACAAUCUGAGAAAAAACCGCCCUCGAGAUUUUACAAGAUGGAAGACACUCGUCGCAUACUUCCUGUCAUCGACGUUGAACUGAAGAAAAAGAUUGAGAAGGCCGACAUUGUAUCGAAGGAUAAGAAAGAAGGCAUAAAAAAACCGAAAGUAAAGAAAGAGCAAAUCAUGGAGGAGAAAGAUGAAUUCGAUACGUUUGUCGAUUCUAGUAAACCUCUCGAAUGUAGACUUGGAAAUUCUCCUGAAAAAAUGGAGAAAAAAGUUACAAAGAAGGGAUUGAAGCAAACUACGUUACAAUUUAAGCCGAUCAAGAAAGGAACCAAAAAGAAGGAUAAGGAUUCGGACGAUAGCGAUGACAUUGAUUUCGGUAGCAUUUCGCCACCUCCGCAACCACGAUCAUCUCGUAGAUCCGCAGCCAAGAAGAAAUACAAUAUGAGCAGCGAGGAUUCGGAUGACAGUCUCGAAAUGUUUAAUCCAUCUUCUGAUUCGGAACAAAUAUGCAAGAAGAAAGAGUCCAUUGUAGCGCUAAGUGAUUCCGAUGACAACAUUAAACCGAGCAAGAAACUGCCUCAACCGACACCGACUUCAGAAGAACUUUUCGAUUCAUUAGUCGGCAAUUCUCCUGAGAAACAAUCUUCAUCUGAGAAGAAACCUGUAAUAUCCUCAUCCGGGGAAGAUUCGCCUAUAAAGUUUACGCCGCCUAAAAAGGCACCUACCAAGAAGAAGACUGAGAACGGUGGUAACAAAGGAGUAAAAAGACAAUUAAAGAAGAAAUCAAAAUCAUCUGAUGACUCUGACACGGAUGAUAUAUUUACCACUAAACAAAGUCAUACGAAGAAGAAAAAGAAGAAAUCAGAUUCUGACGAAGAGAUGACAACGGAUGAUUCGCCGUUACCACCGCCCCGGAAGGUUGCCGGUAGAGUUCGGAAGCCUGUAUCUUACGCAUUAAAGUCAGACGACAGCGAUGAUUCUGAUUGAACGUCGUCAUACACUUUGAAAAAUGCCAGAGACGACGUAGUUGACUGAAGUAGUUUAGAGUGUGAAUUUGGAGGCAAGACGAAACUCAUGGAUCGUUGUGAAGAGACGUGGCACAAUUUUAUUUGGAAAAUUUCGGAGAUUUCGUCCCCACCGAUUGUUGGUCGUGACAUUAGUAAUAAUUUUAUAUGGGGUGCUUCGUACAGAAUCUGCAGGAAUAUGGAAUGCGUUUCUCCAAUAGUUUUGAAAGUGGAAAUAAUUUGGAAUAAAAAUUUGUAUUUUUGCUUA
Messenger RNA from Temnothorax curvispinosus, 5181 nucleotides. It is a transcript of the gene Top2, whose product is annotated as DNA topoisomerase 2. Gene Ontology annotation, cellular component: nucleus. Gene Ontology annotation, molecular function: DNA topoisomerase type II (double strand cut, ATP-hydrolyzing) activity; ATP binding; DNA binding. The record is from RefSeq and is a predicted model, not a curated record. Gene Ontology annotation, biological process: DNA topological change; sister chromatid segregation; resolution of meiotic recombination intermediates. The transcript is spliced from 23 exons. NCBI's taxonomy places the organism in Eukaryota, Metazoa, Arthropoda, Insecta, Hymenoptera, Formicidae. Bases 367 to 4896 code for a protein of 1509 amino acids.